Molecule: messenger RNA, 2202 nt
Organism: Cucumis melo (muskmelon)
Lineage: Eukaryota; Viridiplantae; Streptophyta; Magnoliopsida; Cucurbitales; Cucurbitaceae
Exons: 4
Coding region: 1-2202 (733 amino acids)
Molecular function (GO): DNA binding
Source: RefSeq, a predicted model, not a curated record
AUGGCUGAUGAAAGUUCUAAAAAAGAUCCAGCAUGGAAAUAUGGUCGAUUGCAAAAUGACCAAGAUAUAAAUACGUUUGUCUGUGAAUUUUGUUCGAAAGUAACAAAAGGAGGGGUGUAUCGAUUGAAACAACACCUCGUUGGUGGUUAUAGAAAUGUCACAGCUUGUAGAAAAUGUUCGGAUCAUGUGAAGGAAGAAAUUAAAGAUUACAUGUCCAAGAAAAAGCAGAUCAAAGAACAAAGAAAUUUGAUUGUGGACAUUGAUGUACAAGAUUAUGGUAUCGAGGAUGAAGAUGAAGGGAGUAUUAGUGUAAAUAACAGAGCAACAUCAAGUGGCUCGAGCUUGAAGAAGCCAAGACAAAAGGGUCCAAUGGAUGCAUUUUUUACUCCCAAUCCAGAAACUGUGGUUCAAAAUAGAAAGAACGACAAAGGAAAACAAACUUCGUUGAAUGCGGCGUACAAGAAGGAAAUGAGGGAGCACACCAUCCAAAGAAUUGCUCGAUGGUUUUAUGAUGCAGAAGUGUCUUUGAAUGCUUGCACAUAUGAUAGUUUUAUCCCUAUGAUUGAGUCAAUUGAGAAAUUUGGUCCUGGAUUGAAACCACCAACAUAUCAUGAGUUGAGAGUCUCAUGUUUGAAGAAGAAAUUAGAAGCAACAAAUGAGUUGAUGAGGAGCCAUAAAGCAGAGUGGGCUAAGGUUGGAUGCACUGUUAUGGCUGAUGGGUGGACCAAUAGAAGAAAUAGGACAUUGAUUAACUUUUUAGUUAAUAGUCCUAAGGGCACCAUGUUUAUUGAGUCCAUCGAUGCUUCAUCUUAUGUGAAGGAUGGAAAGAAGAUGUUCGAGCUACUUGACAAUUUUGUAGAGCGCAUUGGAGAAGCAAAUGUUGUACAAGUAGUUACUGAUAGUGCCUCAACAAAUGUGAUGGCAGGGAGAUUAAUAGAAGCAAAGCGACCACAAUUAAUAUGGUCUCCAUGUGCUGCUCAUUGCAUAGAUUUGAUGUUGGAGGAUAUAUACAAGAUCUCCAAUAUUCGCAAAGCAUUGAAAAGAGGCAUGGAGAUUAGCAACUUCAUCUAUGUUCGUCCUAGAUUAUUAAUAAUGAUGGGACGAUUUACUAACCAAAAGGAGUUAGUUAGACCAGCUAAGACUCGCUUAGCUACUGCUUGCAUUACAUUAUCGAGUAUACAUCAUCAAAAGAACAACUUAAGGAAGAUGUUUACUUCAGAUGAAUGGAAGAAUAGCAAAUGGAGCAAGGAGCAACAAGGAAGGCGAGUAGUUCAGAUUAUUUUGUUGGCUAGUUUUUGGACUACAAUUGUGUUUGCUCUUAAAGUAUCUGGCCCACUAGUUCGAGUUCUUAGAUUGGUUGAUGGCGAAAAGAAGCCACCUAUGGGAUAUAUUUAUGAGGCCAUGGAUAGAGCUGAAGAAGCUAUUGCUAAGUCGUUCAAUAAUAAUGAAGAAAAAUACAAGGACAUUUUCGCCAUAAUUGAUAGAAGAUGGGAGCUUCAGUUGCAUCGUCCUCUGCAUGUAGCGGGGUAUUAUUUAAACCCGUCAUUCUAUUAUUCGAAUCCUAGCAUCCAAGAGGAUGAUGAAAUAGUUAACGGGCUCUACUCAUGCAUAACAAAAAUGGUAGCUUCAUUAGACGUCCAAGACAAAAUACUUGCAGAACUAAGCAAGUAUAAGAGAGCUGAAGCAUUGUUUGGACAACCUUUAGCAAUCAGACAAAGGGACAAAAUAUCUCCAGUGCUUCUGGAUGCAAACCUUCAUAGCAAGAAACGAAAAAGGCUUGCUCAAAGUCGUUUGAAUGAUUUAGUGUUCAUCAAAUACAAUAGAGCAUUAAAACGUCGAUACAACCUUCGAGAUAUCGCCGAUCCCAUCUCUUUAAGAGAUAUUGAUGAUAGUAACGAAUGGUUGAUUGGAAGAUUGGAUGAUGAUUCUGAGGAAGAGGAUGAGCUGGUAUUUGACGAUGAUACUUUAACGUGGGGUGAUGUUUCAAGAGCUGUCGGAGCAAAAGAACCAACCUUCUAUUCUAAAGCUAGGGCCUCAGGAGCGACUAAUGUUUCAUGUUCAUCCUCGUCUACCACACAACCCACACCCAAACAAAUAAAUUUGGAUGACUCUGAUCAGGAAGAAGAUACCGAUGGCUAUAAGUCCAACGAAGGAGUGAAUGAAGAUGAGGAUCAAUUUAGUGAUGAUGAGUUUGAUCUUUAG